This is a messenger RNA of Folsomia candida, 1315 nucleotides long. RefSeq lists its product as uncharacterized. The record is from RefSeq and is a predicted model, not a curated record. NCBI's taxonomy places the organism in Eukaryota, Metazoa, Arthropoda, Collembola, Entomobryomorpha, Isotomidae. The coding region runs from base 290 to 1012 and encodes 240 amino acids. The transcript is spliced from 3 exons.
AGUAAAAUUAGUGCAUUCUGCACAGUAAACAUAAUGAUUUACUACAGUAUUUACAGGGUCUGGUUUCGAUAAAACACAAAAAAAUCAUCAUCAAUAUACAUCCCCGUUAUCUUAAUUGGCACAUACCAUUUGUGACCCUUCCUUGGAUAGGAUUGCAUAGAAUGCAUACAUACGUAUGUACUUCCAACAGCUAUUUAAAGCAAGCCCACCCAGUUGGCUUCAUCAGUCCGAUUUUAAUAUCCUUGAAAGGUUCCAAUCCUGAACUUUCCUCCGUCUGUCCAUUUCAAACAUGAAGGUCAUAGCAGUCGCUCUCCUCCUCGUUGCAGGCGCUUUCGCCAAUAGCAUCAAACAGACCAGAGAAACUGGUCCCCCUUGUCCAAUUGCCGACCCACUUAUCGACGAGCCAUCCGAUCAGUUAAAUUUUACCCUCAACCCAAUUGCUCAAAUUAUUGUUGGCGGAAGUCACGGAUUGACGACCAUCAACGGAUUGUCCACUUUCCAAUACGAGUAUACCAUCAAUCUUAUCCAACUCACGGCCGAAUUCACGAUUACCCUGACCACAUUCGACCUCACUUCAACCUACACGGCUGAAGGUUACGUUGACGCCCGACCCCUCAGCCAGUCUUGCAUUCCUUCCGGUAAUUUCACUGGUACUGGUCCCGUGGCCAUCACUGCAGCUGGAUUGGUGGUUUCCGGAAGUGCCACCAUUUUCGUUAACCUAAUCACUGACAGGAUUUCGAUCCGACUCUUGUCCAUCCCCAACCUUGUCUUUGACUCUUUGACUGCCGAUCUUGGACCGGAAUUCAUCAUUGGUGGUGCCCCCGUCGACUGGGCCCAGUUCUCCUCCAACAUCAAAUCUUGCGUCGACACAGAAUUCCCUGCCAAUAGAGAUGACGUCGUUGAAAAGUUCAGACUUGCCAUUAACGAGCUAAUUGCUGACUUUACUCUUCAGGACUUCCUUGACCUUAUUGGCGGAGGAGAUUCUACUUGCCCACCUCCUGGCCUGGUGUAAUUUGGUUGCACAAAAAACAAAUUGCAUUCCAGAUUUUAAAACAAUUGAUUAUACAAAAUCUGCAAUUCUUCCAAAAUAUGUAUUUAAUAAUGUCACAUUCGUGUCAUAAAUAUUUUCAUAUGCAUGUUUUAAGUGCUAAUUGAUCAUGCUACAACUAAACAUUGCAUCACAUAAUUGCAUAUGUACAGUAUGUAUGUAUCAGUGCACACAUAUAUACAAAAGUAUGUAAGUAUGCCACAUUGUCACACGAUUCGUAUACUCACUUAUGUACUUUUUCUAAAAUAAUAAAUUGGGUAAAAUCAA